AUGCGAGAGCCUAUCAGGCAGGGAAAGAGGAAGUGCAAAGACCUCGAGGCCCCCGAGAGCUUGGCAUGGGUUUCAGGGCUGUCAGAAGAUGGCACAGUGCCUGCCAGAGAGCCCUGUGGCUGUUCCUUUGAUGAGCACUACGGCAACUGUGGUUAUAGCGUGGCCCUGGGGACCAAUGGGUUUACGUGGGAGCAGAUUAACACGUGGGAGAAACCAAUGCUGGACCCAGCGGUGCCCACAGGAUCCUUCAUGAUGGUGAACAGCUCUGGGAGGGCCUCUGGCCAGAAGGCGCACCUUCUCCUGCCGACCCUGAAGGAGAAUGACACCCACUGUAUCGAUUUCCAUUACUACUUCUCCAGCCGCGACAGGUCCAGCCCGGGAGCCUUGAAUGUCUAUGUGAAGGUGAACGGCGGUCCCCAGGGGAACCCUGUCUGGAACGUGUCUGGGGUCGUCACCGAGGGCUGGGUGAAAGCAGAGCUUGCUAUCAGCACCUUCUGGCCACAUUUCUACCAGGUGAUAUUUGAAUCCGUCUCUUUGAAGGGUCAUCCUGGCUACAUCGCUGUGGACGAGGUCCGGGUCCUUGCUCAUCCAUGCAGAAAAGCACCUCACUUUCUGCGGCUCCAAAAUGUUGAGGUGAACGUGGGGCAGAACGCCACAUUUCAGUGCAUCGCUGGUGGGAAGUGGUCUCAGCAUGACAAACUUUGGCUCCAGCAAUGGAACGGCAGGGACACGGCCCUCAUGGUCACCCGCGUGGUCAACCACAGACGCUUCUCAGCCACGGUCAGCGUGGCCGACACCGCCCAUCGGAGUGUGAGCAAGUACCGCUGUGUGAUCCGUUCCGACGGUGGUUCCGGUGUGUCCAACUAUGCCGAGCUGAUUGUGAAAGAGCCUCCCACACCCAUCGCCCCCCCAGAGCUGCUGGCCGUAGGGGCCACAUACCUGUGGAUCAAACCAAAUGCCAAUUCUAUCAUCGGCGAUGGCCCCAUCAUCCUGAAGGAGGUGGAAUAUCGCACCACCACGGGCACUUGGGCCGAGACCCACAUAGUUGACUCUCCCAACUAUAAGCUGUGGCAUCUGGACCCUGACGUGGAGUAUGAGAUCCGGGUGCUGCUCACACGACCAGGGGAGGGAGGCACGGGACCACCAGGGCCUCCCCUCACCACCAGAACCAAAUGUGCAGACCCCGUGCACGGCCCGCAGAACGUGGAGAUUGUGGACAUCCGCGCUCGGCAGCUGACCCUGCAGUGGGAACCGUUCGGCUACGCGGUGACCCGCUGCCACAGCUUCAACCUCACCGUGCAGUACCAAUACGUGUUCAACCAGCAGCAGUACGAGGCUGAAGAGGUCAUUCAGACCUCUUCCCACUACACCCUGCGGGGCCUGCGCCCCUUCAUGACCAUCCGGCUGCGGCUGCUGCUUUCUAACCCCGAGGGCCGGAUGGAGAGCGAGGAGCUGGUGGUGCAAACAGAGGAGGACGUUCCAGGAGCUGUUCCCCUAGAAUCCAUCCAAGGAGGGCCCUUUGAGGAGAAGAUCUACAUCCAGUGGAAACCUCCCAAUGAGACUAAUGGAGUCAUCACACUCUAUGAGAUCAACUACAAGGCUGUUGGCUCACUGGACCCGAGUGCUGACCUCUCCAGCCAGCGGGGGAAAGUCUUCAAGCUCCGGAAUGAAACCCACCACCUCUUUGUGGGUCUGUACCCGGGGACCACCUACUCCUUCACCAUCAAGGCCAGCACAGCAAAGGGCUUCGGGCCCCCUGUCACCACUAGGAUUGCCACCAAAAUUUCAGCUCCGUCGAUGCCUGAAUAUGACACAGACACCCCACUGAAUGAAACAGACACGACCAUCACGGUGAUGCUGAAGCCCGCUCAGUCACGGGGAGCCCCUGUCAGUGUUUAUCAGCUGGUUGUCAAGGAGGAGCGACUUCAGAAGUCACGAAGGGCAGCUGACAUCAUUGAGUGCUUUUCAGUGCCUGUGAGCUAUAGGAAUGCCUCCAGCCUUGAUUCUCUACACUACUUUGCUGCUGAAUUGAAGCCCGCCAACCUGCCUGUCACCCAGCCAUUUACAGUGGGUGACAAUAAGACAUACAAUGGAUACUGGAACCCUCCUCUUUCCCCUCUGAAAAGCUACAGCAUCUACUUCCAGGCACUCAGCAAAGCAAAUGGAGAGACCAAAAUCAACUGCGUUCGCCUGGCUACAAAAGGUGCCUCCACUCAGAAUUCUAACACUGUGGAGCCAGAGAAGCAGGUGGACAAUACCGUGAAGAUGGCCGGUGUGAUUGCUGGCCUCCUCAUGUUCAUCAUCAUUCUUCUGGGCGUCAUGCUCACCAUCAAAAGGAGAAGAAAUGCUUAUUCCUACUCCUAUUACUUAAAGUUUGAAAACACAAAGGUAAAGGGGAAAAAACUCCAUAAACAGAGCCUUGCAGAUGGCAGCCGUGGGGAGCUGUCCCAGCCUACCCUCACGAUCCAGACUCACCCCUACCGGGCUUGCGACCCCGUGGAGAUGAGCUAUCCCCGGGACCAGUUCCAGCCCGCCAUCCGGGUGGCUGACCUGCUACAGCACAUCACCCAGAUGAAGAGAGGCCAGGGCUACGGGUUCAAGGAGGAAUAUGAGGCCUUACCAGAGGGGCAGACAGCUUCGUGGGACACAGCCAAAGAGGAUGAAAACCGCAAUAAGAAUCGAUACGGAAACAUCAUCUCCUACGACCAUUCCCGGGUGAGGCUGCUGGUGCUGGACGGAGACCCGCAUUCCGACUACAUCAACGCCAACUACAUUGAUGGAUACCAUCGACCUCGGCACUACAUUGCAACUCAGGGUCCGAUGCAGGAGACUGUCAAGGACUUUUGGAGAAUGAUCUGGCAGGAGAACUCGGCCAGCAUCGUCAUGGUCACGAACCUCGUGGAAGUGGGCAGGCACCCAGCGGAACACACUGUGGGAAAUGCCACUCUAGCCCGCGCGGCGUCCCCCGGAAUGGUGAAGUGUGUGCGAUACUGGCCGGAUGACACGGAGGUCUACGGGGACAUUAAAGUCAGCCUGAUUGAGACAGAGCCCCUGGCAGAGUACGUCAUACGCACCUUCACCGUCCAGAAGAAAGGCUACCACGAGAUCCGGGAGCUCCGCCUGUUCCACUUCACCAGCUGGCCCGACCACGGCGUCCCCUGCUAUGCCACUGGCCUCCUGGGCUUCGUGCGCCAGGUCAAGUUCCUGAACCCCCCCGAGGCCGGGCCCAUCGUGGUCCACUGCAGUGCGGGAGCCGGAAGGACUGGCUGCUUCAUCGCCAUCGACACCAUGCUCGACAUGGCCGAGAACGAAGGGGUAGUGGACAUAUUCAACUGUGUGCGUGAGCUCCGGGCCCAGAGGGUCAACCUGGUGCAGACAGAGGAGCAGUAUGUGUUCGUGCACGACGCCAUCCUGGAAGCAUGCCUCUGCGGCAACACAGCCAUCCCCGUGUGCGAGUUCCGCUCUCUCUACUACAACAUCAGCAGGCUGGACCCCCAGACCAACUCCAGCCAGAUCAAAGACGAAUUUCAGACCCUCAACAUCGUGACUCCCCGAGUCCGGCCCGAGGACUGCAGCAUCGGGCUCCUGCCCCGGAAUCACGAUAAGAACCGGAGCAUGGAUGUCCUGCCUCUAGACCGCUGCCUGCCCUUCCUUAUCUCGGUGGAUGGGGAACCCAGCAACUACGUCAAUGCCGCUCUGAUGGACAGCCACAAGCAGCCUGCUGCCUUCGUGGUCACCCAGCAUCCUCUACCCAACACCGUGGCAGACUUCUGGAGGCUGGUGUUCGAUUACAACUGCUCCUCCGUGGUGAUGCUGAAUGAGAUGGACACUGCCCAGCUCUGUAUGCAGUACUGGCCUGAGAAGACCUCCGGGUGCUACGGGCCCAUCCAGGUGGAGUUCGUGUCCGCAGACAUCGACGAGGACAUCAUCCACAGAAUAUUCCGCAUCUGUAACAUGGCCCGGCCUCAGGAUGGGUAUCGUAUAGUCCAGCACCUCCAGUACAUCGGCUGGCCCGCCUACCGGGACACACCCCCCUCCAAGCGCUCUCUGCUCAAAGUGGUCCGACGGCUGGAGAAGUGGCAGGAGCAGUACGACGGGAGGGAGGGGCGCACCGUGGUCCACUGCCUAAAUGGGGGCGGCCGCAGUGGGACCUUCUGUGCCAUCUGCAGUGUGUGUGAAAUGAUCCAGCAGCAAAACAUCAUCGACGUGUUCCACAUUGUGAAAACGCUGCGUAACAACAAAUCCAACAUGGUGGAGACCCUGGAACAGUAUAAAUUUGUAUACGAGGCGGCACUGGAAUAUUUAAGCUCCUUUUAGUCCGAUGGGAUGGGGAGCCUGCCGGAGCCCAGAGGCUACUGCAGCCAAGCCCCCUUUUCUGUGAAUGGCAGUGACUGGGCUCAGGGGCUAAGAGGCAGCACCCUGCCCAACUCCAAGGAGAAGACUGUGGUCCUGCGUUCCGUGGUGGGCUCUGCACCUUCCAAGGGGUCUCCUGUAGCUGUGGGAGAUGCUGCUCUGAAAGGCCCAGGCUUCCCUUCCACACCCAACCAGCUGGGACCACGGGUCCGUGCACAAGUGCGCCCACGGCAAGGCCCUGGAUUUUUCCGUUUCCAGACCUCCUGCUUUUGCUCUUUUCAAGUUUGUGAAUCUCCUGGCAAGCCGGCUGUGUGAGUGUUGGGGAGUGACAGCCUCAGCAGCACGUCCCUGCCCUAGUUGUCCUUGGGAGUGGAGGGGGUGUGGGUUCUACUCCUCCAUGCUGUCGUGGAAAUGACUGGGCUCUUGGGGGUCCCUGCACUGCUGCCCCUUGUAGUCUCCUUCAGGGAUCUCUGGCGCUGGACACCUGCCAGUCUGGAUCAGUGUGAACCUCGGGAUGCUCCCGACACCACAGCAGAGGCCCCCAUUCUCACACCUAACCUGCAUGGGGCUUGGCCCGAUACCAUUCUGUACCCCUCCCCUAGCCUAGGCCUUGACCCGUCAUUCACUGGCCAGCCCACUGUGUCCAGCCUUUGAUAAAGGUUCUCUUUGCUUUUCGUAGUCAGUGGGACGGGGGAGCGUGGAAUUUUGCUGCUCUUCCUUGUCUCUGUGAAAAGGAACCAUCUCUCUGGGGCAGGGCUCUGGCUGACCUUGUGUCUUUCGGGUGGUGGAUAAGAUUUGAUUAUUUUCCAAAGUGCAUAUGAAAAGAAACUUUCUUUGGGGGUGUAAAGUCUUAGUCUGUUAUGCCAAAAUAAAAGAGAGAGGGAAGUUUGGAUGUGUAACUAUAAGACAAAUCUCUCGGGCCUCUCAUCUUUCCUGGCAAUGUCCUUAAAAGAUCCCACCCUGGAACAGCACUGCUACUGAGCAAGGGAGACAGGCUCAUCUGAGGACGGUCCCUUCAGUUUGUGGGACAGAUAGAGUGCCAGCUUUGUGCAUCAUCUUGAAUCUCCAAAUUUGAAUUCCCUCCUAGAGAAACCCUUAGCUGCCAUCGUGAGAAAGGCCACAGUGGACCCAGGUAUGUGGUCAAGGAGAUCACACCAGGGAUCUAGGAUCUUAUCCAAAGUAUGGGUAAGUCAGUGACAGGGAACCAACAUUUGCUAAGCACCUGCUAUAGGCCAGGCUUGGCACGUUCCAUAUGACAUUUCACGUGGUCCUAGACUCCCAUGAGAGAACUACUAACCUGUGAUCAUCUCUACUUCAUGACUGGGGAAACUGAGGCAUCUUCCUCAGUGAUGAAAUUCUGGGUUCUGAAAAGGCAGACAUUGGUGAUAAGACUUAUUCGUACUGUUUUCUUCAUCGUUCUCAGCAAAGCAGUUAUUUUAUGGAGGGGAAAAUAAGGCUAGAAACUUCCGAGCAGAGAACUCCACAAUGGAAAUUUAAUUCUUUCUUUCUGAUGUGAGUUCUUCUGGGAAGCCCAGAAUUUCAGAUAUAUUUUUAGUAAUUCCUUCCCGGCUCCCCAGGAAAGCUAGUCUCUUCUCAUUUCUUCACCAGUGAAAACAGAUGCCUGUUCCCUCAGGCUGUGAGGUCGGCCGGCCAGGGACAUGCUCUCUACCUUGGUCUCUACUGGGUGCUCAAGCACAGUAUCUGGCAGCCUCGGGGUGGCCUGGGAUCUAGGAAGCUCCGCUGGGAGGCCGGUCUAGCCCCAGACAGGGGAUGAGGAACACAGAAUUCAAGAAGGCACAGUUUUUGCACCCAAGAGCUCACUGUAUACUGGAGAGAUUGGACCCCAGUGCAGAGGUGGUAGAGCAUAUGAGUAUUACAGGAACCUGGGAGCAAGACUCUGCCUGCCUAGGGCUUCCUAGAGGGGAUGGCAUCCACUCCAGCUGGAUCUCAACAGAUAGAAAAAGGAAAGAAAGGAAAUCAGUCCCAGGAAUCAGGAUGUGCAGUGGCAAAGAGGUGUGAAAACUCCUUGGGUUGGGGGCCGGCAGGGGGGCACAUGGUAUGGUGGCAGGUGAGCCCAGCUGGAGCACAGCACUGCCGAAGGGGUGGCAGGGGAUGAGCCAGGGUCAGGGAGAAGAGAGCUUACCUGGAGUAUAGAAUACCCCUGUGGGCAACAGGGGGCCAGCAGAGCUCCCGAGUGAUGUGCUCGGCUCAGUGUUAGAGAAGACUCUCUCUGGGGCCAGUGGGGCUGCCUCUUCUUUCAUCAGACACUGUGAAAACAUUCCCUGAAGCGCGUGCUUUUUAAUAUCACAUCUGUUUGUCUGUCUGCUCAUUAUUUUGUUGCUGGAACAAAAUACACAGUGGAUCAUAAGACUCAGCUUCUGUGAGACACUCAGGGUCUCUGCUCUACCGUGGAGCAAGGUGACCAAUCCAGGCCUCCAGACCCAUGAGGCUGGGACAUGAAAGGAGCCCACAGAAGUUGUUCCCAUUGGCCUCGGCUCUGGAGCUGUCUGGAAGUCCAGGGACACCAGACUUGAUCACAGAAGGGCUGUCACUUUGGAGGUUCAAAAGGAAGCAUCUCAAAGGAAAGGAAGGCAAAGGAGUGCCACCCCACCCCCCGCAACAAACUCACUCUUCUCCUUUGAUGGGUCUCUUCCCCAGUGUGCUUGAGCAGGUCCCCUGGCUCCAGUCCACGACUCCAGCCAGCCCUCACGCUGCCUUCAAGGAGCUGGUAACAAAGCAAAUCAGCCUGUCCUAUGCUCUUUUCUCAGAUCAUGGCUCAUCCCUGCAGAAUGGGGGAGGGGAGCUAUCCAACACAAAGCCUAAGAUUAUUCUGCUCCAGAAGGGGUGACAGAGCUGGCAGAUAAAAACGACACUGGCUUUUAUCAUUUCAAACGGUAGGAAUCUAAAAUGUGACUUCAGGGAGAAGGGAAAUUGGAAAAAUUCAGGCCAUGGUGGGGUACCUGACCGAACAAGGCCAGCGAUGGUUCCCCCAGCUAAGCGCCCCCCCAUUUCCUCAAAACCUAGCCGCUCUCCAAAGAGGGCAGGGCAGUGAACAGGUCUUGGGCCUGUUUACAAGGGAUGAAACUAAGGCUCAUGAUGGGGAUAUCCUCCCGAAGAUUCCACAUGAUAUGCAUGUGGCAGGGCUUGGACGAGAUGGGGCAUCAGUGCCCUGGAAUUUGGACUUGAUCCAGUCCUUGGGAAAUAAGAGCAAACACCACCUCCCCCAAGCUAUCUUCCCACGCUGCUCCACUUAGAGGGUGGGCCACCUUUCACAAGGCAGAGGAAAAUGGUAUCCAUGCUCUCUCAGCCUCCACAGCAGGAGCCAGCCUCUCAUCUCUGGGGUGCCAAAGGGAGCGCCCCCACUUAGUACAGAGCCUCAGGGUCACCUUCUAGUUAUGAACCCUGUUCGGAGGAGAUGUGAGGAAUUAGUGAGAAGCCAGAACCAUCACCAGCCUCAUGCGUUUGUGGCCUAGAUGGCUUCAGGAAUCACUUAGCUAUGCCUCCACGAGCGCCCUUUCACCCUUUCUGGGCCUCUGGAUGACCACAGCCCACCUCCCUUCGUGCAAACAGAAGGAUCAGACUGCUUUUUAGGCUGGCCCUCUCUUUGUGUGUGGCCUGAGCAAUAGCCUGCCAAAGGUUAGGCUUCCCAUGGAACCAGCAGAACCUGUGUUGGGCAGAGGGCUCACUGAAUUCUUCCAACAUCCCUAAGCAGUGUUUGUGUUUGUCACCAUUUUACAGAUGAGGAAACGAAGGCUCAGAGAGGAGAAAUCACUUGCCCACAGUUCCCCCAGUUAGUGAAUAGGGGAGCCAGGAAUUCAAUUUCUUCUGACUUCAAAAACCAUAUUUUUCCACCACUGUGACUCAGAUUUUCCCAUGGGUCUACCCAUAAUGGCAAAGAGUAGAGUGGAACAGAAACCCAGUGGGUCUUGUAAAGCCCAAAGCAGACAAGCUUAAAAUUCCUUCACAGUCUCUUGUUUUACUUUAACAAUUCAUGCAAUACUUGCAUUCCACUCUAAUUUGCCUGAUUUGUUUUAAUAGGACUAUUUUUUAAAUGAUGUGCUCUGAGGUCCUUCCAGCCCCUCAACUCCCUAUGACAGAACCUAGGGAAUCAUAUCCCAGUCUGAGAGGCAUAGUGUCUGCACUGCUUCCUCCUGAGACCAAUUCCAGACUCAGGCUCAAGACCAGCUCAACUUCCCCUAGACAGAUGCUUUGGUGUGGGGGUACCACGACCUCACCAUUCAUGGGUCGAUCUCAAGUUUCUUCCAGUUGGAUGCUGAAAGGAACCCAUUGGAAGGCAUAUCCUGGAAUGAUGAGGAUGUGCCCAUCUGGCAUGGUGAAGGCUGAGCCCAUAAUACCCUAAAGGGAAAGGAGAAGAUGUGCACAGCCUUUCUGAGCAGAUUCCUGAAUGCUGGGGCUUCUAGAAGGUGAUGCCCUUUGUCCAGGUGGAGUCACAUGGUUGCUAAUGUGGGCAAAUCUAAGGACAUGCUUCACAUGAGGGGCUGGGGUCUGGAAGUCUUCUCACUUUACUUCAACCACACAUACAUACUGGGUUCCUGCAACAUGCCAGGCAGGGCACAGGAAGCACAGGUUAUUAUGGCACAGUUCAUCCCUUGGUGAGGCAUGGGGCUGUGGUUGGAAGAGCUUAGUCUUCAGUUCACGUCUCAGCGUGGCCAUUUCUUAGCUAUACAAUGUUGGGCCAACCAAUUAAUGGAAAAGAUGUGAAAAAAGGAGCCUCAGCUGGGUAGAAGGCAUAGAUUUGGAGAGCUUUGGGCAGGAAAACAGGAAGGCAAGGCCAAGGAGUUGGGACCCAACAGAAAUACUCAAGGAUGCACAUGGACUACAGAGCAAAGUGGUCACUUCUGUUGCUCAGAAGGACAGGGGCUGGGGAGGGCUGGCCAGGACCACUGGAAGCAAGGAUGUCGCUUUAGAACAAGUUUCAGUGUCCUGGAGAAAAGAUGAUAAUUUUCCCUCUAACCAAUCAAGUCAUAUCUAUUCAUCAUCUGUUCCCUGUUGCUAAACUAGCUCCUGCUAUAUGUUCUCAGGAGGAUCCACUUUCCUCAGCUCUGGUAUGAAUCCCUGUUGUGUGCAUGUAGGUAUCAGUCUAGUUAAGCUGCUGCAGACAGCAGAAGUGAGGCCCAGGGAGGAAUAGCCAGGUACUCACCAUGUCAUCUCAGCAGGAGUAACUGCCCUACCCAGACCCAGAGACAUCGAAGGAGAUGCUAAUUCUCCUACACCUCACUGCCGUAGAACAGAAUGAAGAAAGCCGCCUUCCUUUAGCCCGCACCUGGCUACCCCUGGGCUAGGUAGACAGGCCGCCAGCACCCAGCUAAGUCAGCAGUAAUGCCAUGGGAAACACGAACAGCCCAAGAGUAGGAGGAGCAGGAUGCUAACAGAUUGUGCUGGGCCAGAUCUGUGGGGACCAAAAGUCAACCCCACCUUCAGGGCAGAUCAGAAGAUGAGACAUGAAUCCUGUGGAUGGCCAUUUCAUCUCUAAGCCCUGACCUGCCUUCCUCAUCAUCCAACUAGUCUGAGCUCUUUCUCAGCUGAUGAUGCCAACUCCAAAUCACAGCCCAAUAAAACAGGAAAAAGAUAAAGUGAAUCCAACUAGAGAAGACCAGAUGAGAUUCAUCAUUAUUCCUAUAUUCCCAUGCAAGGGUUCAAAUUUGGAGAUUUCCCAUGGAUAUAUAACUGAAAGUGAUAAAAUAUAUGGUGUUGGCAUCACCCAGCAGGGAUCUGCCUCUGACGUCAUAUACAAUCUGAGUAGCAGGGAGAGAAGUCCAUGGCGAAGAGUGGAGGGGCUACUGUACUCAUUUCCUCUGACACAUAUUUCAGGAUAUGACCCUUAGAAGCACAGCAGAGAUGUCUAAGCCAUAUUAAUGCACAUGAGAAGACUUUCUUCUGGUUUACUGGUAACCAGAGGUAGAUUUUUGCAUACCACUGGCUGUGCAACUAUCUUGUAGAGACCAAGACCACCUCUUGCAUCCCUCCUACCCACCCUCAGAAAAGAUGGGAAAAGGUCAUCAAAAGGGCCACAUUCACCCCUGUGAAAUCCACUCAUAAAUUUUCGUCCCCAAGAGGUGAAGUCAGCACCCACAGUGGUAGACCCCACGCCUGGCAUCUUAGCUAUCUAAGAGCUUGGGGGUAGUCUACUGGGGCUGAUAGAAGGGAUGUGAGAAGACUCAGGAUGAGUCUAUAGGGAAGACCCUUUGGGGCUGGAUCACCAUGGAACAUCCUUCGGAGCUGCUCUGGGUGAUGGGAUUUAGACCCUGAUCCUUGGUUGGGAUGUUCAGAGAAUUAGAGUCUGGGGGCAGUAGAGCACUGGACAGGAAGGUAUUGGUGUGCAAGCCUGGAGCUCAGGAUAGUUCAUGGUUCCUUGGUGAGUGGAACUCUUAGAUUUGGGGGAGGAAGGGGAAUGUGAAAGAACCUGCCAACAGUGCACAACUGAAUUCCUAUAAGCAUACUUCAGUGCACUUGGGUUUGUGAAUACAAAUCUGUAGACCUCCUAUGGGAUGAUCUAACAAGCUCUCAAUGCUCACCAUGCCCCCCUGCCCCUCCCAUGGAAGAUCAGUGAUGGAAGCUAUUCCUUGGGUCAAAGCCCCAGGGCAGUCUGGAGCCUCAGAGGGCCAAGCGGUGUCAUCCCAGGUCAAAUCAGACUUCCAAAGGGUCAGGCAGAAUGCUAGUGCCCAUAUGCCUAGAGAUCAUUGGACAAAUUCAAGCAUGGUUUGCUAGUCCCCGGUCUCUCUUUUGAGUGGAACUAGGAUCAAUGCAUGAAUUUGAUGAUUGUAAGGAAGAACUUGCUGUGUGCCAGAGAGGAUGAGCUGCCCAUCUCAGCAGUGGUCCAGCAGAGGCCAGACUUUAAAGAGAAUAAGGAGCAUUGCUGAGGUGACCCUGAACUUUCCUCCACCCUAGAUGGGUGAUCUGUUAUGGAGCUGGGACUGUAUUUGAACUCCUUCAUUCCUGUAGAGCACAAAGCCAAGGCUGUGCUUGGUCUGUGCAGGUUGAAGUCCCCUAAUCUCCUGCCCCAGUCUUCCAACCAUGCAGACCAAGAUGCUGCUCUGGCCCCAUAUCCAGGGCUCAUCCAGGCUGGUUAUCACCAAAAAGUCCAGAAAGAAUGGCCGCUUUGCCAUAGACCCAUGCCCACCAAGAUCUGGGAUGAGAUCAACCCUAGCUCAGGCCCACUGGCCAUCAGGGCCAUCAGUGACAGCCAGAACUAGUAAAGUUUCAAGCAGAACCCAGAGCAGGGCUUUGCUUACCACAUGCAUGAUCUGCAGAGGUUACUUCUCCCCACUCCCCACUUGAGGCCUGUUGGAGCAGACUGCAAAAGCAAAAGCAUAGUGACUCUGUUGGCACGUAAUUAUAAUCAUCCCCAGGGUGUCCGUUUCCUUGCCAGAUGGAUCCUGGGCUAGCCCAGGUGAAUCCCGGCUAUCCCAUGUUGGCAGUCAGACUCAAAAGCACUUCUCUACCUUCUGUUUUCACCCAACAUAACUAGCCAACGAAAGGCAAAGAGAGCUUCUAAGGUUGCUUUGGCUACUGGACACCAUCAUCAUCCUCUAAGGGCCAUCAUGGGGUUCCCACUCGACUCUAGGGAGACUGACAUCAUCACAUCCACUGGGCAUAUGAUAUUGCAUGAGACCAAAGUCUCCACACUGUUUGCAGCCUUCUCCGUGAAUCCCAAUGGCCUGCGCUUGUACAGUUUGGGUGUUUGGUAGAUAAAGCACGUAUGAGAAGAGAAAACAAAAUAAAUCAACUUUUAAAAAAAAAAGCCAGCACUGUGCUGUCAGUGUUCUUUUUUUUUUCUUUUUCCUUUCCAAUUCUAGCUUAAAAAAGCAGAAGGUAAAUAAUGUCAGGUCAAUGAAUAUCAGAUAUAUUUUUUGACUGUACAUUACAGUGAAGUGUAAUCUUUUUACACCUGCAAGUCCAUCUUAUUUAUUCUUGUAAAUGUUCCCUGACAAUGUUUGUAAUAUGGCUGUGUUGAAAAUCUAUACAAUAAAGCUGUGACCCUGAGA
Molecule: messenger RNA, 12359 nt
Organism: Leptonychotes weddellii (Weddell seal)
Lineage: Eukaryota; Metazoa; Chordata; Mammalia; Carnivora; Phocidae
Source: RefSeq, a predicted model, not a curated record